AUGUUAAGAGGCUCGGUCUCUCUGUUUUGGGCGCAGGCGAUGGUGGAGACGGUGAAUAACCUGCUGCAGCCGCAGGCGCGGACGGCGUGGAUGGAGCUCUCGAGCCGAGAUCAGCUGCGCGCCGCCACCAUGCUGCUGGACACCGUCGAGCAGGGCGCCUUCGUGCUCGCAGACAACCUGCUGAAGACCGACAUCGUGCAGGAAAACACCGAAAACAUCCAGCUGGAGGUGGCGAGGAUGAGCACAGACGGAAGUCUUCCCGAUCUGAAGUUUCCACAGACGGGAGGCCAGGGAAACACCAUCCACCUGUCAGCCAACACCCUCAAACAGCACGGCAGAAACGGGGAGAUCCGGAUGGCGUUCGUCCUGUACAAGCAUCUGGGUUCGUAUCUGUCCACUGAAAACGCCAGCAUGAAGUUCAGCAGCGAGACGUUAAACACAAACUACUCUGUCAUCGUCAACUCUCCCGUUAUAACGGCGGCCAUCAACAAAGACAGUAACAAAGUCUACCUGUCCGACCCCGUCAUAUUCACCAUGCGACAUAUUCAGCAGUCAGAGGAGAAUUUCAACCCCAACUGUUCGUUCUGGAGCUACUCGAAGCGCAGUAUGACGGGCUUCUGGUCGACGCAGGACUGCCGGCUGCUGGGAACCAACCGAACGCACACCACCUGCUCCUGCACACACCUCACCAACUUCGCUGUGCUCAUGGCUCACGUGGACGUGAAGGCCAACAGGAUGUGUCUGAUGUGCAGCUCGACGCCUGCUGAGUUUUUUCUUCGACUGUUGAGUAAGGAGAGCGAGGUUUGCGGGUCGAUCCUCACAGGUGAGUGUUGUGUUGUUGACACGGCUGCGACGGCGGCAGCCGCAUUAAUGGACGCAUCGAGCGCUGGAGUGAUGCUGAGUCUGGGGACAAUGUCAGACAACCGUCAUCCAUCAAUCUUAAAGGAGGCUGCUGGUCGCCAUGGUUACCUCACGCUCUCAUCGCAGAGUCUUCGACUGUUGAGGAAGGAGAGCGAGGUUUGCGGGUCGAUCCUCACAGGUGAGUGUUGUGUUGUUGACACGGCUGCGACGGCGGCAGCCGCAUUAAUGGACGCAUUGAGCGCUGGAGUGAUGCUGAGUCUGGGGACAAUGUCAGACAACCGUCAUCCAUCAAUCUUAAAGGAGGCUGCUGGUCGCCAUGGUUACCUCACGCUCCCAUCGCAGAGAAGUGCUGACAUCCGGUCUUCCAGACUCAAAGUCUCCUGGGAUGUGUCCCAUAUCAGCUGUGCUCUUCUCCCCUGGCUGUGUGGCCUCCGUAGGGACCCUACAGAGGGAGUACAGUGGGAAUCGGUGACGUGUCAGCGGGAUCUGAGCGCUUUAACUGAAAUCGCCUGCGCCGUCUUUGCGGCUCUGCUGCAUUUCUUCUUCCUGUCUGCGUUCACGUGGAUGUUUCUGGAAGGCGUUCAGCUCUACAUCAUGCUGGUGGAGGUGUUUGAGAGCGAGCAUUCGCGCAGGAGGUAUUUCUACCUGGCCGGAUACGGCAUUCCUGCGCUCAUCGUAGCCGUUUCUGCCGCAGUGGAUUACCACAGUUAUGGGACGGACAGAGUUUGCUGGUUGCGGUUGGAUACUUAUUUCAUCUGGAGUUUUAUAGGUCCCGCCACAUUCAUAAUCAUGCUGAAUGUGAUCUUCCUGGGAAUCGCUCUCUACAAGAUGUUCCACCACACCGCCAUCCUGAAGCCAGACUCUGGUUGCCUUGAUAACAUCAAAUCGUGGGUGAUCGGAGCGAUCGCGCUGCUCUGUCUGCUGGGCCUGACCUGGGCGUUUGGCCUGAUGUACGUUAACGAGAGCACGGUGAUCAUGGCGUACCUCUUCACCAUCUUUAACUCGCUGCAGGGCAUGUUCAUCUUCAUAUUUCACUGCGUCCUGCAACAGACAUGGCCGAGCCAGCAUAAGCGUCUUUGUGAAAGGAGUGCGUGCAUGCUGAAUGCGUUUGCAUUGGCCAGCACUUCAGUCUCGUCGUCGCGCGGCCCGGGACGAUAUUCCUCUGCAUCGCAGAGCCGAAUCCGCCGCAUGUGGAAUGACACGGUGAGGAAGCAGUCCGAGUCUUCAUUCAUGGCUGGAGACAUUAACAGUUCAGCGACACUCAACAGAGGUGCCAUGGCCAAUCACCUCAUCCCAAACUCUCUGCUGCGCGCUCACGCCUCUAACAACCCCUAUAACACCUUACUGGGCGAAUCAGCCGUCUAUAACAACCCUACCCUCAGCAUGUACAACGCUCAAGAGGGAAUCCUGAACAAUGCUCGGGAUACAAGUGCCAUGGAUACUCUACCACUGAAUGGUAACCAUGGCAACAGCUACAGCUUGGCCAGCGCCGAUUACAUGAGCGACUGCGUGCAAAUCAUCGACCGCACGUACAACGUACACAAAGAGACCACGCUGGAGAAACGGAUCCUGAAAGAGCUCACCUCCAACUACCUGCCCACCUACCUGAACAACCACGACCGCACGGCCGAGCACGGACGCAACCUCAUGAACAAGCUGGUGAACGAAGUCAGCAACGGAGGCGGGGUGAAGGACUCGCCCAUGCUGCCCGUCAAUCUCGCGUUGGGUUUGGAUGACUCUGCGUCUUUCCCACACGAGGACAGUCUAGGGCUGGAGCUGAUCAGGGAGGAGUCCAACACACCCUUGCUUCCACCACCACGCCACGUCCAGCCUCUUCCCUCCACCUUCAGCUCGGCUUCUUCAUCGCGACGGCGCCUACCGCAAGAAAACAGCGAAAGUUUCUUCCCUCUGCUGACAGAGGAGCAAACGGAAGAGACUCCAUCGCCGCAGAGAGACUCGCUCUACACCAGCAUGCCCACGCUGCCCGACCCCGAACGCUCCGACACGCAUUCGCUGCCCCGCGGCGGUGACACGCACAUGCUCCCCAGAAGCGGCGAGCCAGACGACGUGUAUUAUAAGAGCAUGCCCAACUUGGGCUCACGCAACCAUCUGCACCAGCUGCAUAGCUACUACCAACUGGGCCGCGGCAGCAGCGACGGCUUUAUCGUUCCUCCCAAAGAUGAGCUUUCGCCCGAAGAAACGCCGCCGCAGGAAACCGCACACAUGACACCGGCUUGUAGAUGAAUGAAGAAAGGAAGCCCAACAUUGAAAAUAUGUUGCCAUUUUGGAGUAGAGAUAUGAGAAGUAUCGUGGUAUAUGAUCAACGGAGGUCGUUUUCAUUCAGAGAGAGUGACACUUGUGUGAUUUAGCUGCAGAGAUCCCAGCAUACCUUCUUUUUGCUUUUAUUAUUUUUGUGGUGGAGAAUGAAUGGUUAUUUAUUUCACUGAGGGAAGAAGUACAAACUAUUCUGCAAAAAUGUCUGGGGGUAAAAUGAAUGUGGCACAUAUUAGAUUUUUUGUCAUUACAAAUAUGAUUUUAUUUAUUCUUAUAUCCCUUUUCUUCUCCUGUGGUUGAAUGACCUCUCACUAAUAUUUGUUGUAACAGUGAAACUUGUUUGCCAACAAAUAAAUGACUGACAGAGUGAAGCCGAGAGUUGCUGGCUGUGUGCGUUUUCUGCAACACGACUCAU
Molecule: messenger RNA, 3550 nt
Organism: Sinocyclocheilus grahami
Lineage: Eukaryota; Metazoa; Chordata; Actinopteri; Cypriniformes; Cyprinidae
Product: adhesion G protein-coupled receptor L3-like
Exons: 17
Coding region: 1-3105 (1034 amino acids)
Biological process (GO): adenylate cyclase-activating G protein-coupled receptor signaling pathway; cell surface receptor signaling pathway
Cellular component (GO): plasma membrane
Molecular function (GO): G protein-coupled receptor activity
Source: RefSeq, a predicted model, not a curated record